GUGAGAGUUACUACUUCCGUUCUCGACUAUUUCUAAAAGUCUGAUUAACUUCAACAUUUUUCAUAUUUUCUUCACAUCAUCAUCUUAGCCAUGGUGUGAAUGAAGAUGGCUGACUUGAAUACCCCAUCAUUCUCUCCCGCGCCAUCUCUUGGGGAGGUUGAAGACAUGGUGCAACCGGGCAAUGGUGAUUUACCAGUUUUACUUCCGCCUGAGUCUAAGAAGGCAUCAAAACCAGUCAAUGAGGUGAAGGAGAUGGUGGCAAUGAAUGAGGAUAGCUUGUUUAGAGAACUCGAUGUGGCAGCAAAAGUUUGUGAUAAUCUAGAUGGGGAUAACGACAUAGGAGCAUCUAAGAGUACUGGUUCCUCUUCAGAACAACAGAUGGCAGCACCGGCUGGUAAUGAUAUUAGUAACAGUCUUUUGGCCAUUUCGGAGAAUUGCAAAGAUGUGUCUGGUGCUAAAACAAAAACUGAUUACAAUCCAGAUGAUGAUGAGAGUGAUCCGUUACAUAAUUUACAAAUUCUGAAUGUCACAACGGGGGACAUUGGGCCCGAAAUAGGCCAUGAUGAUAUCAAUGUGACUAGGAUUAGGAGUGUGCUUUUGGAUGCUGAUGGUUCUGAAAAAGAUCUGAUGUCUCCUGGGAUUGUAAAGGGAUCGAACUUUUUAGAACUUGUCCAAGACGGCAUGGUAGAUGAAAUAUCGGGUAAAAGUAGCGGCAAAGAAAAGCCAGUUUCAGGCAGUUGUUCUUCAUCUUUGCAACUUGCUUCUGAUUGUGAUGUGAACAAUUUGGAUCCACAAUCUCAGCUGUCUGUUACUAGAAUGAAAAAUGGUGAGCUGGCAUCGUCGGCCAAUGAACUACAGGAAACUGCUCAGGCCGCAGCUCAGCUUGAAACCACUCUUUUUUCUGAUUGCACCUCCGAUGAAGACUCGAAUGAAAUGGAUACUGUCCAAGGUCCUGAAUCGGUCAGUUUUGGUGCCAACGUCGGUCUCAAAGAACCAGCAGAUUCUGCCAAAACUGUUUCUCAAAUCACUGAUUAUACGAACUCAAGUGGUACAUUAACUGGCAGUGCUGAAAAAUCUUGUACUGAUGUGCCGGAGGUCAAAGGAAAAUCCAGUGGUGAAUUAGACACUUGCAUUUCUAUGGGAUCUAUUUCAAAGGACGGUGAGAAAGCUGUUGCAGAAGCUAGGCUGAAUUUAGACGAUGAUGACUCUGAACUGAAGCAAUCUCAAUCAAAAUGUGCUCUUGAUGAUGUCCAUAUGGUGCCUGUAGACAACGAUGGUGUACUUGAAACAGUGGCUGCUGAUGUUGACCUGGUUCCAUCAGAAAAGGACAGUGAACUUGUGGACAUGGUUUCAUUAAAAAGAGUUGAUGGACUUGAUACAAUACCUGUUGACGUCAACAUGGUUGUUGUGAACUCAGAGAAGGAACCUGAACUCGAAAUGAUCAGUGUUGAGAAAUCAGACAUGUCGGAUUUGCAAGAUGGGUUAAUGGAAGAAAGGAGCAAAGGCACUAAUAAAGACAAAAUGAUGGAUGUAAUGCCAUCUAUCAACCACACGAUGCCUUCCCACGAUGAAGAACUGGGCAGCGCCCUCUGUCUACAGAUAUCGAGCGUGUGUAGCUUAGCGGCGGAUGAAAAUGUCAAUACGCCGUCCAUAAAUGAAAACGUUAGGAUAGGUGAUACUGCUAGUCUAGAUGAUGCAGCACCCACAGAACUGGAAACGGUGUCAAAUGACACUGAGCCUGUUGUCUUGGAGAAUGAAGGAACAGAUGCCAAGGAUUGUGUCGUUUUAGAACUUCCUGCAGACGACGACUCUAAUGACUGUAUGGUCAUUCAGGAAACGCCUCCUGUUGAGAAAUCUGUUGGUGCUUUGAAUGCCUCAUCAGCGCAGGGGCCAGUUCCUAACAGCAAAGUAGACUUAAAUGAACUGGAGCGAUUAUCGAAACAAACACCUACUAUUAAAUCAUCACUCACGGUAAAAUUGCCAAGAUCAGAACGACGGAAACUGCCGGAAAAUAUUAAUGAGAAAAACGAGGAUAGUUCCCAGGUGAAGUUACGUAUUGUCGACCAAGGUGACUUUCUAAAAUGUUGCCAAGAAGCGGUUGGUGUUAGUUGUAAGGUGGCGUUUAAAUCAGCAGAACUGUCGGGUCAGGUCCCAAUGUUUUUCUGUAAUUUUUGUAAUUUCAGUAGCGCAAACCGCAACAUGUUUAUAUCUCAUGUUGUGAAGCAUUUGUUUUUGUGUAAGAAGUGUGGAUUCCAGUCAGUCACUCGGUUAGGUCUGCUUAAACAUAUGGGGACACAUCGGAGCUGUUUGGAUUGCUCGGGUGAAGAUUACAACGUGAUUGCGCUGUCACAGAUGGACAGUCUCGUUGACGAAUCACAUGAGCUAGAAAAAACCAGUGUGUUUAACGAGCCGCCAACCUCUAAUGAGAUUAUUCUAGAAUUCGGGAAAGGAAAGCGUUAUUUCUGCGCUUUGUGUGACUUCCGUACAAAUACAAAAAUGGCAAUGGAGCGCCACGUUUUAAUCCAUGCUGGCUGCUGGAUUUGUCCGCAUUGCUUCAAUAAAUUUGAACAAUUCACACCGGCCAUAAAACACCUCAAGUCUGUUCACAGCGGGGAAGAGGUUAAGUUAUACAAUCGCGUUGUCAAGGGGUCAGCGGAAGAUGACGCAGAGAGCAAGGCACCACGUGUUGUCGUCCAUCGCCUAAUGAACGUCACUGUGGUGAAUGACCCGAUAGAUGUCACAGAGUAUCAUUACGAUAUAUGUACCUCAUACUUGUAUCUGGUCGUGUUUGCUGACUUCCACAUGCCGCUUGUCCGCUCGGUUGCCACAGGCGACAUGGAGGACAUCAAAGAGGUCAAAAGGUUACACCAGUUGUUCGUCUCAAGGUCGCGCUUCACCGGUAAAGAAGACUCCAAAACGUGGCUUUGCGAUGUGACUGGUUGUAAGUUUGCCGGCCAGUUUGCCCCACUUGUUGCCCAGCACAGUGUUCUGUGCCACCCAGGUGUGCAGCCGCGGAUUAAACACAUGGAAGACCAGAAUGACAUCUUCACAACACUAGUAUGCAGGAGUAUGAAGGCCAAACAUGACAACCUUGUUGAAAUGAUGACGGAAACCAACAGAAUGAUCCCCAAUGGUGUUUCUGAAGGUCGUAGAAGUGCCAGUAAACGGGCGUACAAUGCAGAAAAAGCGCGGGCGAAAAAUGAUUAUGUUGUCGACAUGAUGAUUGAGUCUAAUCUUUGUGAUGGAAAAAAUGUCUCUGAUAAUUCUGCAGUUGAGCAAGACUCCACAUCUACUGGGCUUUCAACGGGAACUCUUAAAAGGAUUGAACAACUUGUGAAUGAGAGGAGGAUCACAAGUUCUCCGACUGCUAAGUCACCACUUACUGCCAAGGCACCAAACUUAACGAAUCUGUUAAUGAAUAAGCCUUCAAGUAUUGAUGCAACUCUGGACUCAGUCAUCAACACCAAGAACAUAGUCAGCUCACAGAAUGUGACAGUGAACCAAAACACUGGAGCCACGACUGCUCAAGUUGUGAUGCCAAGUUGUCUGUCUCAACCGAAUAUGAGCGAGAUCGUCACAACGAAAGCAACCACUAUCACUUCUGUUGACAUGGCGGGGAACAAGAAGAAUAUCGUACUGCCAGCAAAUAUGACGAUCGGGCCAAAUACGGUCAUUAAAACACCGGAUGGUUACUUCCUGAUCCAGCCAUCAACAACUGCCUCUAGCCCUUUCAUCACCAUGCCACCGGUACUCCUGACAACCAACUCAACAACCGGUUCCACACCUCCUGUUAAUAUAACAACCCCUGCAUCCAUGAUGACCAGUUCAAUGGUAAACUUGACCAAGACAAGCACAGUUCCAAUCAUGAGUACAGGAGUACAAAAGACUUUUACAAAUUUCCCAAAUUUGACUAAUAUUCAGCGUGCAUCAAGUCCAUUGCAUGCAACACGUCAAGCAGCCCGACGGAACUCGUCCACAUCAACGCCAAUUGUGUCAAUGGUGUCCUCAACGGUUACAACGAGUACUGCCACCACCUCUGCUUCAUCUAAUGUCUUGCCGUCCAAUCUGCCAUCGGGGAGUAAAUCCUUCUUCAAACUCUCGCCUGGAACCAAUAUCAGCCUCAACAGCGGCAAGAACAAGUUUACCCUCAUCAACAAAGGAGGACAGUUGUUUCUUCAACCAACGGAUUCUAAAGGGGCAGGCAUGUUAGUCCCUGUCAGCUCUGGUCCUAAUGGUAGAUUACAACUCAAUGCGUCACAAGUGCCGGUAUCAACCCCAAGCCAGUCAGGUCCACUUACAGCGAGAAUGAAUGCUCCUACUGUGCCUACUGCCACUACUAAGACUAUCAAUCAGUUGUUGUCAAUUGAGCCAACUAAUGUGACAACCACAGUAUCCAAACCCACCAACUCUACACCCACGGAGGUUCCUCGCAGGAUUUACACUGUAAAUGCCAGUGGUGAGGUUGAGAUAAACACCAUUCCUGAUGGCACGGUCAAAUCCAAAACAACGGAUAACAACAAGUCGCUGCCAGUUGACCCGUCAACAAUCAAGAAAGAAAAAUCUGACGCGCAAGACUCUGUUUCAAAGGCUUCCACUUCAUCAGCACCACAUCGUAAUGUAAUAGCUGUUUCCUCAGUGACAUCUUCAUCAACUUCUGUAACAACCCUUUCACAAGCUUUACUUCAACAAAUCAACCGUACAAAUAGAAGUGCACCUAGGGUAGUACUUGGCUCUGUCGUGUCCUCCAUUGGUUCUGCGAACGUCUCGAGUGCCAACCAGCCAACGUUGAUCAUCUCUGGACGAAAUCAAACUCCAGUUACAAUUGGUGCCGCUACAUCAUUAUUACGCCAGUUCCAAACAUCUCAUGGAUCUCAGCCUUCUGUGCGGAUAGUCCCAACGGGAUCUCAGCUCUCCACUUCCGGAAAUCCACCGCCAAUCGUUGUGAUGAGAACUUUGCCAGGUACCACAUCGUCAGUGACUACACCUAGUUUUAGUGUUGGGCCAAGGAUGACCAAGGUUGUCUAUCACUCGAUUGACAGCAAUGGCAAACGGAUUGUACAAGCUAGGGUUGUUCCUACGUCUACAUGUACCUCGGCUCCUCGAACCGUACGACUGGCUCCUUCUGGAGCUGUAGAAGAGGUUGUAAGCAACAAACCCAGUGAGCCAGGCCAUGUGUAUGUCCCCAUUGAGAAUUACUGCAAGGUUGUCUACACUCGUGCCCUCCCUAAAUUCUCUUGUAACUUCUGCACAUAUACGACAUCAGACCGUAAAGAUAUUCAACAACAUUUAUAUAAACAUAAUGGGAAGCGCUGGUAUCGAUGUCCAUAUUGUCCUCAUGAAUCAACGGUCAGGAAAGUUAUAUUCAGCCACACUGUGGUGUCUCAUCCUGGGAAGCGUGUCGGUCAGUGUAUCAGCAUCAGUUUCCAAGGGGAUGAAAUCAGUAACUGUCCAUUCUGUGAUUACACAAGCAGUACAAUGGAGGAUAUUGUUGAACACAUUGCUUCUGAACAUCCGGAUCCUUCCACAGAUAUCGAGUCAGCGUUAAUGCACAACUCACAGGAGGAGGAUGACUGUAGUGUCCCUCAUGGAUACCAAUGUAAUCAUUGUGAUUUCUCAAAUGCGGAUUUGUACUGUUUGAAAGUUCACAUUCUCAUUGAACAUCGGGGACGAGAGUUGAUUGCCGUGAAUCUCAUGCAGAACGCCGACACAGAAAACCAGGACCUUAUCUUUAUGUGCAGUAACCGCAGCUGUUUGUACUCAACGACCGUUUAUGAUGAGCUGGUUGCGCAUAGCGAGCACUGCAUCCCACCAUCGGAGGAUCCACUGGUGGAGAAGCCAGAGGAAGAUGACACGGAGGAGGAGGAACAAAAAGAUACCUCAUCACCCAAGGCAACCAUAGACUCCGAAACUGAGUCUGCUUCUUCCCCGGUUAAGAGAUACGUACCAAACACCAAAGCUGUUGCUUCUUCUCGUAAAAAAUCCCGGACCUGGGGUCCAAAAUGUAAGAGGCGAAGAGUCCUGGAAGUGAUCAGUAGUGAUGACUCUGAAUCUGAUCAAGAAGAAGACAAAGAUGCAGAUGCGGAUGCUAAUAGUGAUGCUGAUGAUUCCGGUACCAGGUCGUGCCGUUUCCCAAGGCAAGCAAAAACAAGCACAAUGAAUCUGCGGCCAAAGAAGCGGAAAGUCAGGAAAUUGGUUAGUAGCGAUGAUGAGUCGGAAAAAGACAGGGAUGAGAUGGAUGACAGCAAUUUGGAUGAGGCCGGACUUUUUAAUGAUGCUGGAGAUACAGAAGACGAAGAUUUCCAGAUUACAAUUAACAAGAGUGGUGAUGAGAGUAACUCUCAAUCAGCCCUCGAUGACUUGCCUUUAGAGAAAGCCAGUGAACCUAUUGAAGUGACACCUGGAGUUGAUAAAGAGAAGUUAGAGUCUGUCGUUGAGGGGGGAAUCUCAGAUGCUGAAUCAGUGCCUCAAUCAGAGAAGGAUGAAUCAGUCCAUGAACCUGAAAAGGAGGAUGAAUCAGUCGAUGAGCCUGAAAGAGUGGCCAACAAAGAUGAAUCUGUCCAUGAAUUAGAAAAAGACGCUGAAAAGGACAAACAGUUAAAAUAUCUGCCUGAGGAUGGCGCUGAAUCUCAAGAAGAUGAACCAAUCGAUGUAGAUAUGCCAUCUGCUGAUGAUAACGCUUCGGAUGCAGAAAAAAACUCCGAUGCGGACAGCAUGACCUUGAAUGUUGAAUCUACGAUAAAUCAGUUGAAGUCUCUUGGAGCGAGUAUAGAGGGCUCUUCAGUCAGCGACAUGUUCAGUCCUCGUAGUUUCACUGAACCUUUCAAGUCUCCGGAACCAGAAGAGUUGCAGGAUAAAACGCCACCGUUGAACCAAGACACUUGGAAUAGCAAGGAAGAUGACAGGAGAAGGACACUAGAGGAUAUAGAAGCUCAUUCUGAUUCAAAUGGUGAAAAUGAAGAUGAAAAAUCGUCCCAGUCUGAUUCUGAUAGUGAAAUGCCUUUACUGAAAAAUAUUGACCUUGCUGAUAAGAAAUCAGACCCAAAGUCACAAUCACUUUCAAGUUCAAGGUCAUCUCCAAUGCCUGAUCUAUAUAUAGAACCAGAUGUGCAGGGGUCUGAAGAAGAGCCUGAAAAGAAUGAUCUUGAUACUUGGUUGGAUAAUAUUGGGAAGAGUAGCAACUUGGUUGUGCAGCGGGCAAGUGCAGAGUCAGAUAGUGAAGAUUUGGAGUCUGAGAGCAUUGGCAGUCAUGUGUCAGAAUCUGUGGAUGAUCGGGGGAUCCGUUUAUUUGAGGAUGUUGAGGACGAGCGGUGUUCCGUUGGUGGGGUGGAUACGGCGGCCAGUUACCAUGAUGAUGAGAGUAUUUCCGGGCGUGAUAAAGAGAGACUUGAGGAAGAUGAUAGGAAGCCUGAUGAAGAAUUGUCAUCAGAUAAGGUAGAUGAGGAUAGCAAUGGGGAGGAAAACAAAGUGGAGGAGGCUCCAAAAGGAGACACAGGUGGUCAUGAAGAUAUGAAUGCUGAACAAGAAACUGAAUCUGAGACGCUGCCUGAUGAUGGAACGAGUGAGGAAGUUCCUUAUCUGCCACCAGAGGGCCUCAUGUCACCUGAUCAGAUACCCGAUCUUGAUGAGAUACCCGCCGAGGAGGAAAGUAAACUAUUUGAUGAAGCCAUAAAUAAUUUCAUAGGCUCAGUCAAAGCUGCACUACCCAAAAAGAAACCUGCAUCUCCAAAAAAGCGCCGAUAUGUAAAGAAGUUUGUCUCCAAUUAUACUGGAAUGCCUACAGGAUAUAAAUGUAUGUACUGCGAUGAAGCAAAUGAUCACGUUUUACCGUUGAAGAUUCAUAUAAUGCAUUUUCACCCAACGGAGAACCUCGUCAGUAUCGACUUGAAGGCGCAGUAUAACCGUCAACGGAAAUAUGUCCAGUUUUGCAUGCUGCGCGAAUGUGACUUUUAUUGUAUGAUAAUGAAAGACUUGGUGGCGCACUACGAGAAGUUUCCAAACCAUGUCGUACAAGAAGAAGUGGUCAAGUCGUUAACAACAAAAGCAAAAACAGAACGGUUGCCAAAGAAACGCCGUGAAGUUCUGCCAGCUGCUUCUGUUGUGGAGUCUGCUCCUGGGGUGGUGUCAGCUCCUGUUGUCGUGUCAGCUCCUGUUGUGGUGUUAGCUCCUGGUGUAGUUUCUGCUCCUGGUGUGACUGAGCAGACGCCACUCUCACCAGCAGGUUCAUUUGAUCUGCCUGACCAAAGUGAAGUUGGUUCCGACAUGACUUAUGAUGAUGAUGCCACUAGUUCUGCCUCUGCCUUCUCUGAAAACAUUUUCUCUGAAUUAGUCGGCCCGACAAAGGUCAGGAAGAGGAAACAAGUGAACUAUAACGAGGGACAUUUGGCCGGUAUAACGGAGGAAUUGGAACCGAAGAAAAAGAAAAAGUUUGUUCGAAAGGGUCAAAAACUGACGGAAGGCAGCCCAGAGUUAGAGGCAUCCCCUUCUGCACCAGCUACAGUGUCGGUUCCUGCAGCAAGGCCUGGGUCUGUACUGCUUGCACCAUUUGCUCCUGAGAUACCUGAUGAAGCAGUGGUACUUUCGCCAAAGAAAAGUGACAAACUAAUCCCUCUCAUCAAGAUUGUGUCUGUGAAAAAGGAGGCCAUGGUCAAAAAGGAAAGUCCUACUAAGAAAGGCUCAUCAGUUGUUGUGAGUGAUAAGGCGGAUAAAGUUUCCACCGAUUUCAAAUGGAAUUUGAAAUGUGGCCAUUGUCUUUUCCAUGAUAAGAACGUGCCAAAUAUGAAAAAUCACCUGACGGAGAAACACGCUGACGAACCCAAAGUUUUUGCCACUGAUGUCUAUGCGCGUCAUCAGCGCAAGAAGUCGUCAAUAUUUAUCUGUUUAAAACCGAAAUGUGAUUACAAAACUUACAAGUAUGAGAACAUGGUUCAUCAUAAAGACUCUGACUGUGGGAAGAUACCACUGCCUGAACCGGUCACAGCCAAUCAGUCAUUCUCCGAUAUGGAUCAACCAGUCUCAGAUUCCACCAGUGACUAUUCCCUUUACUCGUCACCGCAGUCCGGCAAAACAGCAUCGCCGCUCAAGGCCUCACCGUGCUCUAGAGUAGCAAAAGACUCCCAGAAUGCCCACCUGAGUAUCCCCGACGUCCAUAAGUGCCAUUAUUGUGAUAACUUCUCUGUUGACAAUGUAAACAUUGCUGUCAUCGCCCAAAUUCAGCAUCACCACAAACAGCAUCAUCCUGAUGAGAAGUGUGUCCUCGUGAAUGAGAAAAACCGCUUUCUCAAUAAGCCGAGUCGGACCUUUGUUUGUGUUGAGUACGGUUGUACGUUCUUCUCGGCUACAGCUGCCAUGUUGUUUGCACAUCAGACCGGGCAUGAGGACCCGACGAUGAAAGAAUUCCAUCCAGAAUCUGAUGUGCUAGCUACUUAUGAUGAUGUCAUGGAUUUGUAGUUGUUCUUGACCAUUCUAGCUGACCUUGACCUCUAAGUCGUUGUCCCCAACCUUUUGACUGAAAUUGUGUAUCUUUUACACUUUGAAACAGGAGAUAUCCUAGGUGUUGUAUGAUUGUAUUAGGCAUUCACCAUUAAAGAGAGUUUGAGACAGUGAUUCUGUUAAUGGUCGGUCAUUCAGCAAAAGCACCCGAGUACAGAGGGUGCUUUUCUUUCAAGAGUCGCUCCCUCCCCAGAAGAGUAAAGUAUAAAAUGUUCAUUUCUUCGUCAACAUUUUCAGUCCUGUACUAGAGUAUACAGAGACUGCAACCUCUUGGUACUCCUGUGAUGAUGUUAAAGACGUACUUACUUGUAACAGGCUUCCUCCAAUGUUACAUUUGUUUGACAUUCCAUGAACUAUAAAGGAUACUGACAAGAACAUUAACCUUAAUGGUACUCAGAAUGUAGUGAAAUGAAACUUCAUUUAGUUUACACUUCAGAAAAUGUAUUUUGUAAUGAAACGACAUGACUUAUUGAUAUUUUGAGCCUGGAGCAACCCCUGUCUCAUGUUUGAUGUCUGCAUUAUUACUGAUUUUACUGUUUUCUGAUGGCAGCCCGUCUUCCGUCAGAAGAGUUGAUGUAUUGUAAUCAUGUUGUCAGAUGUUUUUCUAGCAUUAUGCAGCUUGUUUGUGGUGUCCACAAUAAUUCAAACUGCCAGAGUUGUGUAUACUAAUCUGUAGAUUGACGGGAGUUGUGUAUACUCAUCUGUAGAUUGACGGGAGUUGUGUAAACUAAUCUGUAGAUUGACGGGAGUUGUGUAUACUCAUCUGUAGAUUGACGGGAGUUGUGUAUACUAAUCUGUAGAUUGACGGGAGUUGUGUAUACUCAUCUGUAGAUUGACGGGAGUUGUGUAUACUCAUCUGUAGAUUGACGGGAGUUGUGUAUACUCAUCUGUAGAUUGACGGGAGUUGUGUUGUUGGCUGUAUAGUGACUGCCAGUGUAACAGUACUGUUAACUGUCCUCAUGUGGACAGAGCCUAUCCGAAUAUGUUCAGUUCCUCUUAGAUUUCUAAGUAUUUUCCAAUAAAUGAAGUGCAAUACAUUGA
Molecule: messenger RNA, 10530 nt
Organism: Lineus longissimus
Lineage: Eukaryota; Metazoa; Nemertea; Pilidiophora; Heteronemertea; Lineidae
Exons: 3
Coding region: 100-9447 (3115 amino acids)
Biological process (GO): regulation of transcription by RNA polymerase II
Molecular function (GO): DNA-binding transcription factor activity, RNA polymerase II-specific; RNA polymerase II transcription regulatory region sequence-specific DNA binding
Source: RefSeq, a predicted model, not a curated record